UUUCCUGCAUCUGCAUGUUUCUCUUUUUUUCUUAUUCCUUUUUUAUUCUUAUUAUUUGUGUUAUUUUUCAGAUUGUGUUGGUUGUUAAUUUGAAAAGUAUUUCUCCCACUGUUUCCUAAAUAUAGCUCAAUGUAAAUUCCCCAACACGCCAAUACUCGCUACCUUGGUUUGUCGUUGGAAAUUGAUGGAAUUCCAAGUUUAAACUGAAAUAAACUUUUAAGUGGUCGGUUUUUGUGCAGAUUCAUGGAUUUAGUAAGGCCAUAAACAUGGGGAUCUUCAAGGAGAAGAAAAAUGCAUCUCCGCUAGCUACUUCACCUUGUGCUCAACUUAGAGAGGCUGACCAUAAUUGCUUCAACAGUUCAAAGAAUCAAACUUUCUUUACCCCUUUUGCCUAAUUUUUGUUGUGGGUCAAGAACAGAUAGUUUUCUUUAGAUUAUUGAAAACUCCCUCCAUUUUAAUUUGUUUGUACUACUUUAUUUUUUAGUCCGUUUAAAUAAAAAUGUCUCUAAUAUUUUUAUUAACUAUUUGGGAUGGAGCAGUUACAGCUUGCCGUGGACAUGAUACUAGAUAGGAAGGUAUGUUGAAUGCGAAUUAGGUUAGAAGGUUAGUGCGUGUGGGUGAGUCGUAGCCAAUAGAUAGGUGUUCUUUUGGGUAGCCUUGCUAGUAGUCAUAGGACUUUGCACAUAGGGUGGAGUCUCUAGUUAGGAGGAUUGGGGGAGGUGGGUGCUUGCGGUUUGUUAAUGUAUAGUACUACUUUGUGGGUGCCUUGUUUCUGUUAUUUCAUCUACACCAGGUAUGUUGUUGUUGUACUUAAUUUCAAAUAUCUACUCACAUGUUUUACUUUCUUAAAUUUUUGGUCAAGUCAAAAUAAGACAAAUAAAUUGAACUAGCGAGUAUAUUGGUAUAAGGGGAACAUUUGUUAUUUACCUAAAACCCUGAAUCCUGAUAGUGAUGAUGGGAAUUUUCUGUAGGUGGUAUUCUGACAAAUUCUUGAAGGUGAAGUGGGAUAAAGAAGAGUGUGUUAUAGAGUGGAAGAAAUACAGAGACUGUCUAUCGCAACAUCUGGAUGAUAAGCAUUUAAGUAGAUUCUUGGAAGCUGAUGGAAUUGUGGGUGGUGCUAAUCACAAUGAUUCUAAGAGCUCUGCUGGUGUUCCCAAGUAGCACACAACUGAGCAUCUUGAUGUACCAUGGUUAUGGAAGAUGGAAUAUUAAUAACCGGAUACAACUUGCUAAUCGAUCAAUCAAGCAUGUCUGGUGAGAGUGCACCAAUUAGCAUAUAUGAAGGAAGACCGUUUCUUCUAUCUGGAACCAAAGUGCAAGAUGGUUCGGCUAAGAUGUUAGUAACAACUGUUGGAAUGAAAACUGAAUGGGGUAAGCUGAUGGAUAGAUUAGCAGACACGGUAGAAGACGAGACGCCACUGCAAGUUGAGUUGUCUUGCUACCAUUAUUGGGAAGAUCGGCUGGCAUUUGUUCUGUUGACAUUUAUAGUCCUGACUGUCGGAGUUCUGGUAGAGAAAGUACUUCUCCAUGAGCUCAUGAAAUGGUCCUCCAGCUAUGCAAUGACUCUUCUGAAUUACCUUGUGACAGCAGUAACUAUAAUUGUUGUUGCGGUUCCAGAAGGACUGCUGCUAGCAGUGGCAUUGAGUCUUGCAUUUGCAAUGAAAAGCUAGUGGAUAACAAGGCAUUGGCAAUAUUUCAACAUACAGGAGCAGAGGUUGCUAGGGAUAAGCCGCGGAAAGAAAUCUAUUCUUGGUACACCAACAGAAUCAGAAAUAUUAGAAUAUGGAUUGCUUCUUGGAGGUGAUAUUGAUAAGAAAAGAAGGGACUGUAUACUGCUGAAGGUUGAGCCUUUUAAUUCAGAAAA
This is a messenger RNA of Capsicum annuum, 1864 nucleotides long. RefSeq names its product putative calcium-transporting ATPase 11, plasma membrane-type. The record is from RefSeq and is a predicted model, not a curated record. Gene Ontology annotation, molecular function: P-type calcium transporter activity. Bases 1188 to 1670 code for a protein of 160 amino acids. NCBI's taxonomy places the organism in Eukaryota, Viridiplantae, Streptophyta, Magnoliopsida, Solanales, Solanaceae. The transcript is spliced from 4 exons. Gene Ontology annotation, cellular component: intracellular membrane-bounded organelle.